AUGCAGAUACCGAAGUAUGAGAAUAAGCCAUUCAGACCUCCCAGAAGGAUCGGAUCAAGUAAGAACGCAGAACUCAAAUCAACCACCAGCACAGUCACAACUGCUCCUAUACCUAAGGCAGAAGUUACUACCAACCUGAAAAGAAAUAUCUCUGCAGGCACUCCUCUCAAUGUUGCUAAAAAGCCGAAUAAUCUAGCCUCAAACGAAGCCAUUAGGUAUUUUACUAUCAUGUACAGGAAGCCUACCACUAAAAAGCACAAGACUUGGAGUGGUGAUGGCUACGCCACCUUGAAAGUUAAUAGUAGUAAACUGGGUUUUUAUAAUGAAGCAGGGAAGCUUCUUGGGUCAAGUACGCUACCGAGUGAUUCAGCUUCUCUUUUUGAAACUCUUUUCAAAGCGGGCUCCAAUGAAGUACAGUUAGAUUACGAAUUGAAGGAAAGCACAGAGAUAAAUAGUGCCAAAAAAGCCUUAUCACAGGCGGUAGGAAAUACCAGCUCAAUUACCACCAGCGCAACAGUAACAGUGCCCUCUACAAAGAACGACGGUGGCAAAUAUCAAAUGCCUCUGUCUCAACUAUUCACGCUAAACACUGUGAAAAAGUUUAAAUCAGUAACAAAGCAACCAAGUGAACAUAUGACCACACUAACUAAAAACAACCAAAAUUCUCAAGCCAGAAAAUAUUAUCCAGUGUUUGAUGUCAGCAAAAUCGAUAAUCCUUUAAUAAUGAACAAAAAUGCAGCCGCUGAAGUUGACGUAAUUGUUGAUCCAUUACUGGGUAAAUUUUUGCGCCCCCAUCAGAGGGAAGGAGUGAAGUUUAUGUAUGAUUGCGUAAUGGGUUUAGCAAGACCACGUAUUGAAAACCAGAACAUUGAUUGUACUACUAAAAGUUUAGUGCUUGAGAACGACUCAGAUAUUAGCGGAUGCCUGUUGGCUGAUGACAUGGGCUUAGGUAAAACACUAAUGAGUAUAACCUUGAUUUGGACAUUGAUCAGGCAAACCCCUUUUGCAUCAAAAGUUCCAUGUUCACAAUCAGGGAUACCAUUAAGCGGUCUUUGUAAAAAAAUUUUAAUUGUUUGUCCUGUCACUUUAAUAGGAAAUUGGAAAAGAGAGUUUGGAAAAUGGUUAAAUUUGUCAAGAAUAGGUAUUUUGACAUUGAGUUCAAGAAAUUCUCCUGAUAUGGAUAAAAUGGCUGUCAGGAAUUUUUUAAAAGUGCAACGAACUUACCAAGUCUUGAUUAUUGGCUAUGAAAAACUGCUAAGUGUUUCCGAAGAAUUAGAGAAAAAUAAACAGCUGAUUGACCUCCUGGUCUGUGACGAAGGGCAUCGACUAAAAAAUGGGACUUCUAAAAUUUUAAAUACGUUGAAGAAUUUAGACAUAAGAAAAAAACUUCUGCUUACGGGGACUCCAAUACAGAAUGAUCUUAAUGAGUUUUUUACUAUUAUAGAUUUCAUAAACCCAGGGAUCCUUGGAAGUUUCGGCUCUUUCAAAAGAAGAUUUAUUAUUCCUAUAACUAGAGCCAGAGACACUGCAAACAGAUACAACGAAGAAUUGUUGGAGAAGGGGGAGGAAAAGUCAAAAGAGAUGAUAGAAAUUACGAAAAGGUUUAUUUUGAGACGAACGAAUGCAAUUUUAGAGAAGUACCUUCCUCCAAAGACAGAUAUAAUUUUAUUCUGUAAACCGUACAGCCAACAGAUAUUGGCCUUCAAAGAUAUUUUGCAGGGUGCGCGUUUGGAUUUUGGACAACUGACGUUUAGUUCUUCACUAGGACUAAUAACUUUACUGAAAAAGGUUUGUAAUUCUCCUGGAUUGGUAGGUUCAGAUCCAUAUUACAAAUCACAUAUAAAGGAUGCCCAAUCUCAGGGCAGCUACAGUCGUUCCUUGAACUCUGGUAAAUUAAAGGUAUUAAUGACAUUACUUGAAGGGAUUAGAAAGAAUACCGAAGAAAAGGUUGUUGUGGUGUCUAACUAUACCCAGACAUUGGAUAUAAUUGAAAAUUUGAUGAAUAUGGCUGGAAUGUCACACUGCAGACUUGAUGGAUCUAUACCUGCUAAACAAAGAGACUCUAUUGUCACAUCUUUCAACAGGAAUCCGGCUAUAUUUGGAUUCUUGUUGAGUGCAAAAUCGGGAGGUGUGGGGUUAAACUUAGUCGGCGCUUCGCGGCUUAUUUUAUUUGAUAAUGACUGGAACCCUUCGGUAGAUUUGCAAGCGAUGUCAAGGAUUCAUAGAGAUGGCCAAAAAAAGCCAUGCUUUAUAUAUAGACUCGUAACAACUGGGUGUAUCGAUGAAAAAAUAUUACAGAGGCAAUUAAUGAAGAAUAGUUUGAGUCAAAAAUUCUUAGGUGACUCAGAAAUGAAAAAUAAAGGGUCUUCAAAUGAUGAUCUUUUCAACAAAGAGGACUUGAAGGAUUUGUUUUCUGUCCAUACAGACACCAAGAGUAACACUCAUGACUUGAUUUGUUCGUGCGAGGGUUUAGGGGAGGAAAUUGAGUACCCUGAAACAAAUCAACAUCAGAACGCUGUAGAACUGAAAAAGUCUGGAAUUGCGACAUGGACUAGUGCUCUGGAGUUACAAAAGGAAAUGAAUGAAGCGGCCACCAACGAAGAUGCUAAAAAGUCACAGUCCAUCAGGCAAUGCCUUGUUCAUUAUAAGCAUAUCGAUCCAGCAAGACAAGAUGAAUUAUUUGAUGAAGUUAUCACGGAAUCCUUCUCCGCGUUGAAAGAUAAUAUCACUUUUGCAUUUGUGAAGCCCAGCGAGAUAUGUCUUAAAGAACAAUGA
Molecule: messenger RNA, 2775 nt
Organism: Saccharomyces paradoxus
Lineage: Eukaryota; Fungi; Ascomycota; Saccharomycetes; Saccharomycetales; Saccharomycetaceae
Gene: RDH54
Product: DNA-dependent ATPase RDH54
Exons: 1
Coding region: 1-2775 (924 amino acids)
Biological process (GO): reciprocal meiotic recombination; double-strand break repair via homologous recombination
Cellular component (GO): nucleus
Molecular function (GO): DNA translocase activity; ATP-dependent chromatin remodeler activity; ATP binding
Source: RefSeq, a predicted model, not a curated record